UGUGCUCGUGGCUCGCAUGCGGUGAUUGUGUAAGGGUGAGACUGCGGUAUGGCGAGAGUAUAUGAAUGGCCAAAGGAUCAGGAACCCCCCGCUUUGGUUCCUUGGUUGAGCGAGUUUGCGCGCCUAUUGACGAGUCGUUGUUGCCCCGGCUCAUUGGGAAAAGCAGGAAUGUAGGGAUUAUGCGUCUUUUGUCGUCCUUGAAAGCGUCUUUGACCUGCUCUUUUCUUCCCGCUAUAAACGUCGUCUCUGCCUACCUUGUUGUUUCGUCUUUCACAACAUAUCAACCUCUCGUUCACCCAGUCGGAAACUAGCGAUGGAUCACAACAUGGCGAUGAGUUCCAUGAGCUCUAUGAGCAUGGCAAUGAGCUCCAUGAGCAUGGCAGUGUAUGGUAUGGCCACGACUGCCACGGGAGUGUCUAUGCCGAGCAGUACAGGCAUGUCCAUGGCAACAUCAACUGCGACGAGCAGUGGGAUGGGUGGAAUGAGCAUGGGCGGCAGUGGUUGCAAGAUUAGCAUGUUAUGGAACUGGAACACUGUUGAUGCAUGCUUCAUCGCUCGCUCAUGGCGCAUCACUUCCAAGGGUAUGUUCGCCGGCUCCUGCGUCGGUGUGGUCCUCCUCGUAAUCCUCCUCGAGUUGCUUCGCCGCGCUGGCAAGGAAUACGACCGCUUCAUCGUCGCACAACACGCCAAGUCGCUCGCUGCGAAUGUUCCUACUUCCUCGAGUUCGUCUGAUACUGGUACUUCGAAGAUACCCACAACCUCUACUGCUGCUUGUACGCCCACAACCGCCCAAACGUUUCGCCCUAGUGUAUUGCAGCAGGCAAUACGUGCGCUCUUGCACACAUGCCAGUUUGCAGUCGCCUACUUCGUCAUGCUACUCGCCAUGUACUACAACGGAUACUUUAUCAUUUGUAUCUUCAUCGGCGCAUAUCUUGGCUUCUUCAUCUUCGGCUGGGAGGGCUUCAAUGUGAGCAAGGGUGGGAAGGAUCGGAUGCAGGCGGACACAACUGUGUGCUGUGGUUGAGAUGAAGUACAGGAUUAGGAUCCUUGACUGGUUAUGAGUCACUAAUAGGCAAUGGCCAAGUACACGCUGUCCAGGCUGAAUGUUCCUGCAAGCUAUGUCUGGUUAUACUUAAAGGAUAUAUGAAGUUGCUGCAGUUUAGGGGGAACGAUAACUCCACCCCUUUACGAUUAGCACAGACAUGUUCAUGGAAGGAAAAAGCCAAUUUACAAGAGUGCUAUCGAUUUGAUCGAUUACAGAUGGUAUCAUGUGUUGACUAACGCCUCUCAUCCCAAAGCUCCAUCCCAUCGUUCGCCCCGUGGUUGUCAUUAGCCAGUAACUCCGCCCAGAUAUCUCAUCUCCCCACAAAAACUACAAUG
Messenger RNA from Dothidotthia symphoricarpi CBS 119687, 1380 nucleotides. RefSeq names its product Ctr-domain-containing protein. Gene Ontology annotation, biological process: copper ion transmembrane transport. The record is from RefSeq and is a predicted model, not a curated record. Bases 326 to 1024 code for a protein of 232 amino acids. The transcript has 3 exons. Gene Ontology annotation, cellular component: membrane. NCBI's taxonomy places the organism in Eukaryota, Fungi, Ascomycota, Dothideomycetes, Pleosporales, Dothidotthiaceae. Gene Ontology annotation, molecular function: copper ion transmembrane transporter activity.